Molecule: messenger RNA, 2981 nt
Organism: Linepithema humile (Argentine ant)
Lineage: Eukaryota; Metazoa; Arthropoda; Insecta; Hymenoptera; Formicidae
Source: RefSeq, a predicted model, not a curated record
UCCAGCGGAUCGGGAUCGCGGCCGGCGAGAGGGAGUCGACAGGUGAUUUUCCCGCGGAUCUCGGCUUUCACGGAGGAGGCGUGAGAAAUUUCGUUAGAUCGAAUAGAAUUUGGAUCGAACGCUGAGUGAAUCCGGUGGGAAAUAGUGUUGCGAGAGAAGACGGACGGGCAGUGGCCGGAUGUCAAUGAACUCGUGAGCGAAGCUCACGUCGGACAGAUCGUGUCCGUGUGAUGUAAAACUCGGAAGAGAGCGAGAGAGGAAUCCGGCGAGCCGAGUUUUUCGCACGGCCAUGUUCGACGAUCGUCGGAGCUGAUGAAUUAAGUGAGAAGGACCGAUAUCGCGCGCCUUGUUGUCUGAGCGGGGAUUACUCAGGCGAUCGAAAAAGUUGAGAAGAAUCCGGCAAUUGCAGGAGGAUCGAGAGCUACGCCGUGAGACAGACAGGGGAAUUGGCCGUGUCGGAGCGGAAACAUCCCGCCUCAUUAUUUGUCCUGGUCAUCGCAUUCGCUCGGACGGCGAUCGCGCUAAUAAGGUCUUUCGACGUCGCAUCGGACACCGCAACGUAAAUUAAUUUGCGGCAGCGGCAGUACAUAUUGGACUUUUGUUCCAAUGUGCAGCACUGGCCACUGAUCAUUUUGACGCACGUGUAAAGUUCAACAAUGUCUCUAUGUAGCAUGAACGGAAGGACCUGUUGAUGAAGUAUGGAGUGGUUUUUGCUUGCCAGUAUUUUUCUGCUCUCCUUAUGCGCGGCGGGAGCGCCGAUACCACAGGGCGGUGCUGGGGGCACGGGAUCCCACGGUCAGCCGCAGGCCGGCUCGUCGCCGAGCACCCCGGGCCCCGGCAGCGGUGGCUCUAUUGGUGGCGCUGCCGGAAGCGGCGGCGGCGGCGGCGCUACCGGUUUCGCCACCGGCGCCGCUGGUGCCGCUUCCUUUGGCUUGGGUGUGACCGGUGGUACUAUCGGCGGCGGGUCAACCGGCGGUGGAGCCGGCGGCGGUGCCGCUGCGUCUGGGACCGGCUGGUCCAAGGGACCCGCUCGUCGCGGUCGAGGGUGGCGCGAUUGGCGCCGCGGUGAUCCAACCCUCAUCAAGGGCCUGUGGAAAUCAAAGGGUCCUUUAGAUUCGCUAGGACAGGCGGAGAUCUACAUCAUCGUGGCCCUCCUGAUCGGCUUCAUCACCGUCGUCAUCGGAUGCUGGCUGUCCGACAACUGUUGGUCGCCCGAGCCGGAGGGGGUGGUCACCCUCGCAUAGCCAAAUGACGACUUCCGUGCCUCCAGGCGAUAACAACUACUACGACGCCCCUCCUACAGGAUUCUUCGGGACCUCGGCCGCUACUCGCACGAUCAUCGACGCGGUAACGCGCCCGGCAAUCAUCGGCCGUUGCUCGACAUCAAUGACAAUGACACGCUGUUGCGCGUAUGAGCGCCAGGACCCUCCUCGUCGAGAGGAGGCAUCGAUCGCGCGAGCCAACUCUCUCCUGCAAGUUCCUGCGAAAGAACGGACUUUCCUGCACAGUCGAUUCCUUAAUGCAUUCGAGUGGUAAAGGGAAAACGAAAUUGGGAGAAAGAUUUUGAAUAAGUUGAUUUGUAAUAUAAGCGAUUAGGAAUUACUACAAAAGUACGACGAGGCAAAAGCAAUUUUUAGUACAUCUAGAAAUUAAUCUCAAGUUUGUAUACCGACGAGCAUUUUUCUUCCUCAUUUUUGGACACAUUGCGCAAAAGUAUAUUGAAAUAGUGAUCUGUUUAAUACGUCCAAGGAUAAUGAACCAAAUAUAGAUACAAAGUUAAUUAAUAAAAGUUAAGGAUUGAUUUCUGAAUGCACUGGAAAAUAAUUUUGCACUGUCAGUCGCGUGACUUUUAUUUGUCUAUGUAUUAUAGUUUUACUGCAAUUGAUUCUUAAAAUCACCUCCACAAUUACCGAUACAGAUAAGUAAUUGAACAUUAAAUUAAUGCGAGAAGCUGUGUCGCAAUAUUUUUUUAGCUUAUUGAAUCGAAGUAGCAGGAUCUUUCAGUCUGACUCUGCAAUUGUACGUCAGUUGCUUUCGCAUGAUUAUAAUCGACGAGAAAAAUCUUGUUAAAUGCGAUUAAUCGGCUUGGAGUGUACUUUGAAUUCGAAACGCGAACAAUUUCAUUAGGGACGCUACGCGUCGUAUGUCGUUCGAUCGUUAAUUUAAUUAACGCCUAUUUAAGCGGGUAUUAAUUGUGCAUCUAGGGAGUUCGGAGUACUUGCUAUCAGUACUAGGGUCAUUGUCGCGUGUUAAUCAGUCCAAUGACAAGUUCCAAGACUUAGGGAUAAUUGAUUUCCCGUUCGCAAGCAAACACAGUACGCGGAAUUGAAGGAGAUCCGUCACGCAGUGCAUCGCGUUAGCGUAACUCGGAUCGAUGGUUGUACUUAAACGAUGAGAAAGAGACACAAAGCACCUUGAAUCUAUUUGCAAUGAAAUACACGAGUAAAAAAAAAAAUUAUGUCGACAGUAACACGAUGUUACUCGUCUAAUUGGAAUAAAUCUCGUUAAUUGAACAGCGAUAUUAAUUAAAGCAGGAGAACGUUAUGUUUAUUUAAAUCUUUAAUUUCUUUAAUGUGUUUGAUGACAUACAUAUAUUACGGCGUACAACUGGAAUGACUCUUGUUAACUUAACAAAGGAAUGUAUUUAUUAGGAUUGUUACUGUCGUUGAAUUAACAGGAUUUAUUCAUUGGGCGACUUUGGAUCGACAUUAAUUUUUUUUUCCGCACAAAAAUAUUAUUUAUGAACAAUGGAAUCGCCGUGUGCGAUCAGCCCACACUUUUUUUGCGCUCGGAGAAAUCUCGUUGCUGUUUAAAAUCCGAGAAACGGCUCUAAAAACGAGUCUUCGGUUUACGCGAGUAGCCCGCGACUUUCGUCUCGUCUCGAGUUGUUUUUACGUCCGGCAGAAUCGCGCUUCUCGAUUUUGAAGCGGGCUCGAAGACGGAGCCCGCGCCAACGAAAUGCGCGCGAACGGACGUGCGGA